AUGGGAUGGCCAAAAUUAUCUAAAAAUAGUAGAGAUUCAAGAGAAUCAAGCAAGGAUAGGAGCUCUUCGAAAGGUCCUCAAGUUCCUCCACUUCCACCUGAUUUAGCCCAAGAAGCUGCAUCUGCGAAUGGUCCACCUCCCCCACAUCUUUCACGUCCUUUGGCAGCUCCAAAGCCUCAAAGGUUAAUGCCAUCGAUUCCACAGGAUAUGGCUUACAAUCUCGAAAAUCAGUCCAAUUCAACAAAUUCUGGUGUUAGUGAUAAAAAUAGUUCACUUAACUCGUCUUUCAACGAUCUAAACGUUGAUAUUCCCGAUAGAGGCCAAUCAUUAGCAAAUUCAGCUGCUCAGAAUCAUUCCUCACCAAAUUCAAACUCUAACUCUAAUCCAAACGUUUCUUUAAACCUAAAUGAGACUUCCCCUGCAUCUAUUUACAUGUCUCCUCCUUCUUUCUCUCCCUCAAUGCUUUACCCAGCAAGAAACGCAUCCACUAAUGGCCCUCCUUCGAUUACUGUCUCUCUACCUGACUUGAACACCCUAAUCGAUAUGAAAGGUAAACAGUCUCAACCUGCUGAUUUACUCGAGUGGUCAAAAGAUGUUUUGUCUUUUGUUGAGCGUAGAGAGCGCACUCUUUCUGUCACUGGUGUUCCAUUCGACAGACGUAAUCACGAUGAAGAAGCUCAAAUCGCGCCAUUGGUUGAUCAUGCCGUUCAAGUCAUCUUGACCUUAGCUGCUUCUUCAAACUCAACACCAAAAUCUGUUCUCAUUGAAGCUAUGUACUUCCGCGCAGAUAUGACUGCUUCCGGCGCAUACUCGGAUCACAGACCAAGAGACCCAAGAGCUGCUUUCAGAGACUUUGAAUCAUCGGCUAAAGGUGGUUUUGCUGCUGCUUGGUUUAAAAUUGGAAGGGAGUACGAACAAGUUCCGGACAUUGGUCGCGCUGUAGAUGCUUAUCAACGUGGUGUGAAAGCUAGUGACUGUUCUUCCUUAUAUCGUAUCGGUACUGCUUAUUUGCUCGGUCAACUCAAUUUACCUCAAGAUCCUCAUAAAGCUAUUCCGCUUCUUAGACAGGCAGCUGAAAGAGCUAAUAUUGAUCAACCAAAUCCUGCUUACGUUUUCGGUAUGAUACUGGCUGGAGAAUACGAUCACGUUUCAAUCGAUCAAGCUCUUUUGAGCUCUUCAACAGAUAAACCACCUACUAUUGAAGCAAAGUUAUUCUUAGAAAGAGCUGCCUACUAUCUCUAUCCACCUGCUCUUUAUAAAAUGGGACUAAACCAUGAAUUCGCUUUGCAGGGAUGUCAAUUUGAUCCAUUACUGUCGAUACAGUACUACUCAAAAGCAUCCGAGCUAGGAGAGUUUGAAGCUGAUAUGGCGUUAUCAAAGUGGUUCCUUUGUGGCCACGAAGGUGCAUUCAUGAAGGAUGAGAAAUUGGCAUUUACAUUUGCUGAGAAAGCUGCAAGAGGUAACUUACCAUCAGCAGAAUUUGCAUUAGGAUACUAUUACGAAGUUGGAGUUGGUGGAAUGAUUGAUUUGAAUCAAGCCAAAAAGUGGUAUGCUCGAGCAGCAGAACAUGGAAAUGAUGAAUCAGCCUCUAGAUUGGCAGCAUUAGAAGACGCUCAUCCAAUGUCUAGAGAUGAUCACAAUGAGAUAGUGGGUAGUAGGUUAGUACGUCGUCGCACGCAAGCCAAGAAAGAAUCAGAGACUUCCGAAGCGAGCAGACAGAAGCCGCAGACUGAGGCAGUUGGACAAGGACAGGGGCAAGAGAGUAGUGAUGUGCAAGGAAGCACGAGUGCGCCACAGACGGCGGAAGCAGGUUUUGGAUCGCCGCAAUAUUACAACGCGCAUCAAAGCAUUCAACCCAUGCCGCAAGUGCCAGAUGUAGGACAAGGAAUGCCACCACCAACAAUGCCUGAAGGAAUGACUCAUAAUCAGCUACUAUCACAAGGACCAACACAGGUACCACAGCCACCACCACAACUUAGUAUACCAGCCAAUGUGCCGAGGUACUCACUGGUAGAUGCACCAACACCAAUACAAGAUUCAGCGCAAACAAACUCGAGCAGGCUACCAUCACCCCAAGUGAAUAGUAAUGAACGGAAGCCAUCAAGCGCGACUCGACCAUUGCAACGGCCAGUCAAAGGACCAGCAACAUUUAAUGAAAUGGGUAUAACAGUGGGUACAGCUAAAAAGGACCCUGAUUGUGUAAUUAUGAGCGUUACACUUGAACCAGCCAAAGAGCUCAUCUUUCCACGUCCGCUUGCAUCUCCAGAUGUAAAGGUUGGCACUGCGAUUGAUAAGCAAAUGCUCAAAAUCAAGAACCCUACGGCAACUCCAGUGGCUUUCAAGGUUAAGACUACAGCUCCACGCAGCUACUGCGUCCGCCCAAACGCUGGAAGAAUAGAACCUGGCCAGACUAUCGAUAUACAAGUACUCGUACAAGCUGUCAAGGAAGCACCCCCACCAGGUACGAAAUGCAAGGAUAAGUUCCUUGUGCAGUCCGUGCACAUCAACGAAUCUAGGCAAUCCCUCUCAGUCGCUGAUUUUUGGUCACAAAUCGAGCGUGAGGACAAGACAGCCGUCAUCGAGCAAAAGAUACGCUGCAAUUGGAAAUCAACUCAAUUUGAGACUGUCGGCGAAGAAGAGCCUCCAUCUGACAGCAAUGCCCGUUCAAGUUCCACACAGAAUGGAUCUCAAGGUGCCCCAUUCAUCGCAGCUACUCCUUAUCAACAGGCCUCAGAAUUGCCUCAAGAAUCUACUCCAUCUUCUCAUUUGCCGCCCGUACCUGAGACUGACAUUAAGAGGGGAUUAGGUUUAGACAAUAGUGAAACAUUAGCAGGUGCAAAGAAGCGCAUUGAGGCGUUGGAGUAUGAGCUUACUCAGGCAAAGAAAUCAUCCUCGGGAUACUCCACAGCUACAGCUACCAAGGAAGUACAUGACGGAAUUUCAAUGCCAAUGGUUGCUGGUAUUGCGAUAUCAGUAUUCAUCAUUACUUACCUCUUCCUCUAA
Messenger RNA from Wallemia ichthyophaga EXF-994, 3003 nucleotides. Its product is annotated as Chitin synthase regulatory factor 4. NCBI's taxonomy places the organism in Eukaryota, Fungi, Basidiomycota, Wallemiomycetes, Wallemiales, Wallemiaceae. The transcript has 12 exons. Gene Ontology annotation, molecular function: protein binding. The coding region runs from base 1 to 3003 and encodes 1000 amino acids. The record is from RefSeq and is a predicted model, not a curated record.